This is a messenger RNA of Perkinsus marinus ATCC 50983, 685 nucleotides long. RefSeq lists its product as hypothetical. The transcript has 7 exons. The record is from RefSeq and is a predicted model, not a curated record. The annotation marks the transcript as partial. Lineage: Eukaryota; Perkinsozoa; Perkinsida; Perkinsidae.
AUGUCCCUUAUCAGAUCAGGGGACUUUCGAGGGCUGCUGCAUGCUCUCGUUGAGUCCAAAGCGUUUCUAUUGCAAAGGCUCCUCAUCACAGUGUUCUGGUGUGCUCUUUAUGUACAUUUUACCAAGUACCUUUACAGAGACGAGGUUUGCGACCACGAUUCCUACGAGACAACGUUCAUACAUAAGCUGCUCGGCUACGGAUGGAGAUGCAAAUGGCUCACUGAUAGGAUACCGGACUGGCACGUCCCCAUGGAGAGGGUGUUUUUAUGGGUCGUCAAUCUUGACUUCUGCGUAUCGCUGAUUACAGCUAGGGAGAAGUUCAAGUGGCUGAAGCGACUCUCAACCAUAUUGGACAUCUUUACAAUGCCGCUUUUCAUGCUCGUGGUCCGAUGGGCUCUCGCCAUCGAUCCAGAAGAUUACCUCUCACUAUAUGGGUACACGAGGUUUAUGCGUCUCUAUGGGCUGCAUCGAACACUGGAACGCAUAGCAACAUCAACCUCUGAAAUCACGCUGAAGAUCAUAUCUAUCUCACUCGGAGUCCUCGGCAUCAUUUUCACUUUCUCUGGUGCUAUGUUCAACGAAGAGGCCCCCGCUGGCCUCAAAGGGGAGUUCACAGCGUUUUUCGAUUACGUUUACUUCUUUGUGGUCACCCUCUCGACUGUAGGCUAUGGUGACUUCGCCCCAG